GAGCGGCGCGGGGCUGGCGGGCUGACCGCGGUCAUGCAGCCUUGACGGGGCGCUCCGGCGCACGGGGACCAGCCGCACCGCGCGCCCUCCCGGGAAGGGGCCGCGGGCCCUGGGAGCAAGACUUGCCGCCGACCUAGCCCAGCGGGGAGCACAGCCACCUACCAUGGAACCGGUGACCAAGUGGAGCCCCAAGCAGGUGGUGGAGUGGACUAGAGGGUUAGAUGAUUGCCUACAGCAGUAUGUCCACAAAUUUGAACGAGAGAAGAUAAAUGGAGAACAGCUGCUGAAGAUUUCGCAUCAGGAUCUUGAGGAGCUGGGGGUCACGCGAAUUGGACACCAGGAACUUGUGUUGGAGGCUGUCGACCUUCUCUGUGCACUGAAUUAUGGCCUGGAAACCGAUAAUAUGAAGAACUUAGUUCUGAAACUGCGGGCAUCUUCCCACAACUUACAAAAUUACAUUAGUAGCCGGCGGAAAAGUCCGGCUUAUGAUGGAAACACUUCCCAUAAGCCCCCCAAUGAGUUCCUGACUUCCGUGGUGGAGCUAAUAGGUGCGGCCAAGGCCUUAUUAGCUUGGCUGGACAGGGCUCCAUUUACGGGGAUCACUGAUUUCUCAGUAACGAAGAACAAAAUCAUCCAGCUUUGCCUGGACCUGACCACUACAGUCCAGAAGGAUUGCCUUGUAGCAGAAAUGGAAGAUAAAGUUUUAGCUGUAGUCAAGGUUUUAAAUGGCAUCUGUGACAAAACAAUACGCUCUACUACGGACCCUGUUAUGAGCCAGUGUGCGUGUCUGGAGGAAGUUCACUUGCCAAAUGUUAAACCGGGAGAAGGCCUGGGCAUGUACAUCAAAUCAACCUAUGAUGGAUUGCACGUGAUUACUGGAACCACGGAAAACUCUCCUGCAGACAGAUCUCAGAAGAUUCAUGCUGGUGAUGAAGUCAUUCAGGUUAAUCAGCAGACUGUGGUGGGAUGGCAGCUAAAAAAUCUGGUGAGAAAAUUGAGAGAGAACCCCACAGGAGUCGUAUUGCUGCUUAAGAAGCGCCCCACGGGUUCUUUUAACUUUACUCCUGCUCCCCUGAAAAAUCUACGGUGGAGACCACCUCUGGUACAGACCUCACCUCCGCCCACGACAACCCAGUCCCCUGAAAGCACUAUGGAUACCUCGCUGAAGAAGGAGAAGCCAGCUAUCCUGCAUCUUUAUAUCCCUCCUCCACCAGCUGUUCCCUACUCUCCCCGGGAUGAGAAUGAGAGUUUUCUUUAUGGAGGAUUCAGUAAGUGUAAACAACCCGUGCCUGGUCCUAAGGGCUCCGAGUCCCCAAAUUCCUUCUUGGACCAGGAAAGCCGAAGACGGAGAUUCACCAUUGCUGAUUCUGAUCAGUUGCCUGGGUAUUCGGUGGAAACCAAUAUUCUGCCCACAAAAAUGAGAGAGAAAACACCAUCUUAUGGCAAGCCCCGGCCUUUGUCCAUGCCUGCGGAUGGGAGCUGGAUGGGGAUCGUGGACCCUUUCGCCAGACCGCGAGGUCAUGGGAGGAAGGGUGAGGACGCCCUCUGCCGGUAUUUCAGUAAUGAGCGGAUCCCCCCCAUCAUCGAAGAAAGCUCCUCAGCCCCAUACCGGUUCUCAAGGCCCCCAGCGGAGAGGCAGCUGGUCCGGGGCGCAGACUUUGUCCGGGGCAGCAGGUGCUACAUCAGUUCGGAUCUCCACAGCAGCGCCACCAUCCCGUUCCAGGAGGAGGGGACCAGAAAGAAGCCGGCCUCCUCCUCAGCGGCCAAGGCCUCUACAGAACCGUCCCUGCUGGUCAGCUGGUUGACUCGCCUCAAACUGUUGACUCACUGAGCCCCGCCCUGCCCAGACUCUUCCCUGUCUCCCGCUCCCAAGUGCCUUGUCUCCUCAGUUGACAACCUGUUCUGGUCUUCAUCCACAGUGUUAUGUUGUGACCUUAUGCGAUGUCAUUGUGUGUUUUCCUUUGGAAGUUGUAUACACCCUUCUUGCAAUUUUGAAUUGGAUGAGAACAAAACCAGAGGAUCUCACGUGUUGGCAGGAGGAGAGAAGUGAAUAGAGUCUGCUUUUCUUGCUUUCUUAGGGUUGGAUGACGGAGACACACUCUGUGAACUGGGGCCUUGGCCAGGAACGUGGUGGCCAUUACAAGGAACUGGGCCAUUGUUCGUUUCGGGAGCGGGGCUGAAACUGGUGGCCAUUGUCACAGAUGCGUUGGUUUGUGGUCCAGCCUCUUCACCUGAAAGAGCCAGUGGAGAAAACAUUUUUGUUUUGAUUUUUCAAGCUACAUCCCGUAUUUGUAAGUGUAGCAGCUUUGACUUUGAAAUAACAUGUGGCAUGCAUUUCAUGCUGUUUCAAAGAAGUGGUUGAAGUAAGUGUAGGCCUGUUACACUUGGUUAUUCCCUUUUCCUAACAACCUCGGUAUGUAGGUCAGUUAAUAGAGAAACACAUGAACACAUUUAGAUAGGGCUUAUUACACACAAAGAAGUUUAUGGUUAUUUGUGAGGGGUGUCGCAUUGUUAUUAUAUAUUAUUGUCUUUAAGGGAAAAGAAGCUAUAAGAUUUGCUGACAGCCAAAGUAUCAUUCAGAAAGAUGAAACAACAAUAUUUAGGUUUAUGAGAGAUACAUCAGUUUGCAUUUUGACUGUAUAACAUCUGUCUUCCAGAAGAAAAAAAACCAGGCAGUUCUUCAAAAUUGUACAUAUUUUGCUAAAUAGAAAUCUCUUGGACAGUCUCAUGGUCACUAAUUUUCAACUAGCAUCAGGUAUUUUGGAAAAGUGUGUCUGGAUAUUAACUCUUGUUUAAACUGAAUGUAUGAUAUUUUGUUAGAACAGAAAAGUACUAUCUUGUUAAUUUAAGUGUUUUAAAUAUAGUUGUAUAUUUUUCUUACUCUUAGUCACACGUAAUUGAAAUAUUUGUUUUGCGUCAGACGUGAAGCGAAUGAAGGCAAGGGUUCAGGGUAUAUUCUGAUUGACAAGUGACCACCACUGGCGUUGCCAUGGUGGGCGCUAUUGUUAAAAAACAAAAUAAACCCACGCAUUUUGGGAUUUUAGGAAUCAGAAAUGGGGAUGUUGAGAAAGCACGGCAAGGUAACAUUACAUCUGAGGUAUCUUCCUAGACAGAACUGAUACCCCCUGCUCAAAAACAUGCCCCCCCACCCCCCUGGAAUUGUUUACUUUGUUCAAGUGCCUGAAAUUCAAUGAAUUGGAGCUUCCCCAGAGGAGUUAGUAAACAUCUUCCUUUUUAAGUACCUCUGGUGAGACCAAGGGGAUGAAGUCAGUCAGGCUCUUCCUGUCAGCCUCUGAGGGAGCUACAGCUGAAGGGUAGAAGAGACGGGGGUUGUGUGAUUCAUGAGUGCUUUAACCACAAUGUAAGGGCAGAGCAUGGGGUGGGGAGGUCUGGUGAUAGGGCCCUGAAGACUAGCAUGGAAGCUAUGGAAAAGGAGGGGCACCAGCCCUGGCCCAUUUUACUGUUAGCUUGAGCUGGCUUUAUGCCCAGAAAAGGAGAUGGCAACACUUCCUCUCACUCCCUGGAUUUGGGAGGAUUCUUAGUGCUCCAUCUAGUUCAGCUGAGUAAUGAGUUAAGUAGCUUUGGAGGUCUUAGCUGGAGGUUGGCUCCUUUUCUGUGGAGAAAAUACCACUCGUGAUCAGAUGACCAUCCUCAAAAUGCAUUUUUAGGAGUCAGUCUUAACUACAGGCAGUGCCCAACUUAAAUGACUGCACCAGGUAGGUGUUUCUGUGACCUUGUUCUCUCAAGCUCUAAAAGGAGACCAGAGAAGUUUCUGGGUCCUCUGCCUUCAUUGGUCAGACGCCACAGCUUCAUCUGUAUUUUUAUGUGGGGUUUCCUCCUGAAUUGUGUUUGAGAAAUAGAUCACUGCUAAAAAAAAUGUUUGCAUACAUCUCUACUUGUGAGAUAUAUAAACAAUAGUUUAAUACUGAUUUCUUAGCAAUUAAUGAAAACGACUUGCCUCCAUAGUAAUCCAGAUUUAAUGGCGGGCGUGUGGAAUGACACUUUGACAUAUAAAACUUUAAAAUUAGUGAUUUUUUUUCUUUAACCCUACCAGACCCAACUCAACACCCACCCCUUUUUAUAAUAAAUAUUUUACAACACAGCUACAAUUAUCAAUGAAAAAUUAUGGAUGAUAAAACCCAUCCUCACACAUAAAAGCCUCAUCCACAUUUACUUUUACUAUUCCAAAAUGAAAUUCGUAGGUAGUGUAACCAGCCUCUAUAGACACACAUCAAUUUAAUGUCCUAAAUGAAAUAUAAACAAAUGCAGAAAUAUUUUAUAGUGAAAUAAUCAUUUUCCUAUGUAAGUGUUCUAGCAUGGUUGUAUUACAAGGGGUGUUGAAAUAAUGAAACAAGGCACAUAUAUACUUGAACCUAUAGAUAAAAUCACCAUGAAUGUGGCAGCUACAAAUGGAGUACAGGUGUGCUCUGUUGGCAACUCAAUGCCAAGAACAGAUCAAUGUCAGUAAUACGAUUUUCUAAAAUGUGGCCAAUUGUUGGUAAAGCUGUAGAUAAAAGUCUAUGAGAGUGGGCAACCCUGUCAGGACCUUUCUCACUUCUGAGAGCUUUCUCUGUAUCUUUGCUUAAUAAAUUUCUAUCCCUUUACUCACUAAAAAAAAAAAAAAAAAAAAAAAAAA
Canis lupus familiaris (dog) is the source of this 4636-nucleotide messenger RNA. RefSeq names its product CNKSR family member 3 (gene CNKSR3). Gene Ontology annotation, cellular component: membrane; cytoplasm. The record is from RefSeq and is a predicted model, not a curated record. Gene Ontology annotation, biological process: regulation of signal transduction. The coding region runs from base 164 to 1831 and encodes 555 amino acids. Gene Ontology annotation, molecular function: protein binding. Lineage: Eukaryota; Metazoa; Chordata; Mammalia; Carnivora; Canidae. The transcript is spliced from 13 exons.